Fonsecaea multimorphosa CBS 102226 is the source of this 1029-nucleotide messenger RNA. RefSeq lists its product as uncharacterized. The record is from RefSeq and is a predicted model, not a curated record. The transcript has a single exon. NCBI's taxonomy places the organism in Eukaryota, Fungi, Ascomycota, Eurotiomycetes, Chaetothyriales, Herpotrichiellaceae. The coding region runs from base 1 to 1029 and encodes 342 amino acids.
AUGCCUUCUCGCAUAGACGCCGAAGAUCACGGCGAACAGAAUGGUGACGGCAGUGGAUCUAUACUUGCAAAACUCCAUCAACCUCAAUUUGAUCCCGUCGACUUUCUGAACGAUUCACUGCCCAGCCUGAACUUGUCAUCUCAGACCCAGAUCUCGAAGACAAGCAGGUCCACACAGAUUCAGGGUGCCUCUACCGACUCACUUGCUCUACUCACGUCGCUCAACACAAUCAGCAUCCGUGCCUCCUCGGAUUUGACGUCUUUGACGGACGAGAUUAUUCGCAGUGGAAACCGUCUGGCCUAUGAGGUUGAGGUGCUUCGGGGUGAUGUGAACGGAUUUCACGAGCUGUUGACCGACUCGCUACGAGAUGAUAUUAGCCAGUUCGUCAAGAACGAAUUUAUCGCCAAUGAGCCACCGAGUUUGAAUUCCGAAGCUGAGGGUGAUGGCUCUUUGCAAAACGCGGAAUCACAGAACGAGCCUGAUUUCAUGGCUCGACUACGGCUACUGGGAAAGGUGAAAGCACGGCUUGAGUCUGUCAUCGCCAUAUUUGGGGAAGCAAUGAAAUGGCCAAUACCUCCCUCUGAGUUGUCCAUGGCUUCGGCCCUUAUCUCAGUCUCCUCGCCUGAGUUGGGAAUACAAAGCACAGCUGAAGACGACAAGGCGCGCGAGGUAUUGAAAAGCAUUCGGGCAGAAAUCGAUGAUCUACUGGGGCAAGAGUCGGCCGGCUAUACUGGUCUCGAGGCCGCAUCUCAACGAGUAGAAGAAUACAGACAACUGGCAAUGCUUUGGAAGGGCACGGGCGAGGAAAAGGCGAGAGUGAAGUUCGUUGAUUCAUUGGUUAAGUUGGUGGAAGAAAGGCGGAAGACACUGGAUGCACGAGAAAGGGCUCGGAAUCCCAAGGUGGCUAGUUCUGUACGAUCAAGCUCAGCCAUGGACAGAAAUCCCAGAGGCUCGAAUGAGGGAAGUAGCGGUGCUGCUGGGCUGUUCCGGAACCUGCAGCGCUUGAAAGAUGAUCUGUACCUCGAAUGA